This is a messenger RNA of Caenorhabditis bovis, 1527 nucleotides long. The record is from the annotation of a GenBank genome assembly. NCBI's taxonomy places the organism in Eukaryota, Metazoa, Nematoda, Chromadorea, Rhabditida, Rhabditidae.
AUGGACCAGAUUGCGAACGCGAAUUGGAAUAUCGAUAAUAUCUUGGCGAACGUGCAAAUUGAUUCCGAUGACGAACACGUCGGCUCGUCGAAUGUGAAUUUUGAAAUCAUCGCAGAAGCGCUUGAAAAAAAAUUGGACGACGUCGACGAUGAGGAGGAGGAGGAAGAGGAUUCAGAUGAAUUUGACGAUGCCAACGAUGUGCUCGAUUUUGCCGACGCGUCGGGAGAUUUCACGAAAAAGUUGAACGCGGCGAGACAACACGUCGUGGCGCCGAAUCAUGCGAAAAAUCGACUAUUGAACGACGCCGAACGAAACGCGGACUCGAGCGAAGAUCGAAAACGGAAGCGAAUCAAGGAUCGCGCGGAUCGGGCGACCGUCGAACAGGUGCUCGAUCCGCGAACGCGUCUCGUGCUGUUUCGCCUCCUCCAACGCGGCACGCUGGCGAGCAUCGACGGUUGCAUCUCGACGGGCAAAGAGGCGAACGUCUAUCAUGCGAGCGGCGUCGGCGGCGACAUGGCGGUGAAAAUCUACAAGACGAGCAUUCUGACGUUCAAAGAUCGCGAGCGGUACGUCUCCGGCGAGUUUCGCUAUCGUCACGGCUAUUGCAAAUCGAAUCCGCGCAAAAUGGUGGCGGUUUGGGCCGAGAAGGAGAUGCGCAAUCUGUUGAGAAUGCACGACGCCGGGCUGCCGGUGCCGAAGCCGCAUUUGUUGAAGGGCCACGUUCUCGUAAUGGACUUUAUCGGCAAAAACGGCUGGCCGGCGCCGCUACUCAAAAAUGCGAGCGUUUCGACGGAAUCGGCCGAGCCGAUGUAUUUGGGACUCGUGCGCGACAUUCGACGCCUCUACCGUGAGUGUCGCCUCGUCCACGCCGAUCUCAGCGAAUUCAACAUGCUCGUCAGCGACGACAAAUUGUGGAUCAUCGACGUCUCGCAAUCCGUCGAGCAGGACCAUCCGCACGCGUUGGAGUUUCUGCGAGCGGACUGCAACAAUGUGAACAAGUUCUUCAGAGAGCUUGGCGUCCGUGUGCUGUCCGUUCGUCGUCUGUUCGAAGUGAUCGUCGAUCCGCUGAUGAGCGUCAAAGACAUGGAGAAGAUUCUCGACGAGGAACGCUCGUCGGAGAAUGUCGACGAUGAUUCGCUGUUCAUGAACGCGUUCAUUCCGCACAAACUCGAGCACGUCCUUCAUUUCGAGCGCGAUGGAAAAUUGGCGAAGCAGGGUCUCGAGACGAACAAUCCGUUUCAGAAUAUUGUGACGAAGAUUGAUUUGAAAGGCGACGGGUUCGCGACGAAGGAUGGCGACGAUGUGGAGGAGGAGAAGGUGACGAAGGUGAAGAAGCGCGACGAGCCGACCGAUGAGGAGAUUGCCGAGAAGCUGAAGCGAAUUGCGAUGCACAAACGCGAGCGCGACGAGACGGCCGAAGCGCGAAAAUUGCGAAAAGCGGCGGUGAAGGAGGAGAAGCGCGAAUUGCGCAAAGAGAAAAUACCGAAACACGUGAAAAAGCGGGCUCAUCGCCAACAUAUGAAAUAG